GCCGGGCUAAAGAGUCAGAGGCGACAACACAGACUCCCGCGGUCACAUGACUCCAGUCUAGAGCGUUUCUUGUCUUGUGGCUCUCGCCCCCGCGAGUUCUCGCCCCCCCGCGCGGCCGUUGCCGAGGAGACGGCGCAUGUCUAACCUCGCGUCGCCCCCUCUGCAGUCCCCCGCCCCUCUUCUCCCACCACAAUGAGAUCCUAAGAUGGCGGUGGCUGCGGCGGUUGGCGCUGAGUAGCUAAGGUAGAAAAGCCGGCCAUUGGGCCCUAGAAAACCAAGGAACUUGUGGACCCUUCCUGCUGUGAUUUCUGAGGCAGGACUGCGGUUUGUGGCGAGUCUUGGGGACUCAACGGUACUUCAUCCUCGGCAGGAGUGGCUGCUUCGUUUACAGCAGGCAACAGCUUUGAAGUGUGAGCAGGAGAGGAGCUGUUUUUAAGGUGCAAAAACUAGUUUCUAAACAGAAAAGUAAUCAACAAAGCCAGUAUGGCCACAGGAGGAGGUCCUUUUGAAGAAGGCACCAAUGAUCAGGACUUACCUAACUGGAGUAAUGAGAGUGUUGAUGACCGACUCAACAAUAGGGAUUGGGGUGGCCAACAGAAGAAGGCAAAUAGACCAUCAGAAAAGAAUAAGAAAAAGUUUGGUGUAGAAAGUGAUAAAAGGGUAACUAAUGAUAUUUCUCCGGAGUCAUCACCAGGCGUUGGAAGGCGAAGAACAAAGACUCCACAUACAUUUCCGCACAGUAGAUAUAUGACUCAAAUGUCUGUCCCAGAACAAGCAGAAUUAGAGAAACUUAAACAGCGGAUAAACUUCAGUGAUUUAGAUCAGAGAAGCAUUGGAAGUGAUUCUCAAGGUAGAGCAACAGCUGCUAACAACAAACGUCAACUUAGUGAAAACCGAAAGCCCUUCAACUUUUUACCUAUGCAGAUCAAUACUAACAGAAGCAAAGAUGCUGCUACAAGUCCUCAAAAGAGAGAAACUAUUGGAUCAGCACAAUGUAAAGAGUUAUUUGCUUCUGCUUUAAGUAAUGACCUUUUGCAAAACUGUCAAGUCUCUGAAGAAGAUGGGAGAGGAGAGCCUGCGAUGGAGAGUAGCCAGAUUGUAAGCAGGCUUGUUCAAAUUCGUGACUAUAUUACUAAGGCUAGUUCUAUGCGGGAAGAUCUUGUAGAGAAAAAUGAAAGAUCUGCUAAUGUGGAGCGCCUUACUCAUCUUAUAGAUCACCUUAAAGAACAAGAAAAAUCAUACAUGAAAUUUCUUCAAAAAAUCCUUGCUAGAGAAAAUGAGGAGGAUGAUGUUCGGACUAUAGAUUCAGCUGUGGGAUCUGGUUCUGUAGCUGAGAGCACAUCGCUAAACAUAGAUGUGCAGUCUGAGGCUUCAGAUACCACGGCCAGGGAUCCUCAGCAGGAGCCUAUGGAAGAGAUAGAAAAUUUGAAGAAACAACAUGAUUUAUUAAAAAGGAUGUUGCAGCAGCAGGAGCAACUGAGAGCUUUGCAAGGACGACAAGCUGCUCUUCUAGCUCUGCAGCAUAAAGCAGAGGAAGCUAUUGCUGUGAUGGAUGAUUCUGUUGUAACAGAAACUGCAGGUAGCCUAUCUGGAAUCAGUAUAACAUCUGAACUAAACGAAGAAUUGAAUGAUUUGAUACAGCGUUUUCAUAAUCAGCUUCGUGAUUCUCAGUCUCCAGCUGUUCCAGACAAUAGAAGACAGGCAGAAAGUCUCUCAUUAACUAGGGAGAUUUCCCAGAGCAGGAAUCCAUCAGUUUCAGAGCAUUUACCUGAUGAGAAAGUCCAGCUUUUUAGCAAAAUGAAAGUGCUACAGGAAAAGAAACAAAAAAUGGACAAAUUGCUUGGGGAACUUCAUACCCUUCGAGAUCAGCAUCUAAACAAUUCUUCAUUUGCACCUUCUUCAGCCUCUCCACAAAGGAGUGUGGAUCAGAAAAGUACAACUUCAGCUCCCUCUGCUCCUGUAGGCUCAGUAGCAGUUGUCAGUGGAGAAUCCAAUACCCUCACAUCAUCUGUCCCUUACCCGCCUGCUUCCCUAGUCUCUCAGAAUGAGAAUGAAAAUGAAGGCCAUCUAAAUACAACUGAAAAACUCCAGAAGUUAAGUGAAGUUCGAAAGAGAUUGAAUGAACUAAGAGAAUUAGUUCAUUAUUAUGAACAAACAUCAGAUAUGAUGACAGAUGCCGUAAAUGAAAACACAAAAGAUGAAGAAACUGAAGAGUCAGAAUGUGAUUCUGAGCAUGAAAAUUCUGAACCUGUUACUAACAUUCGAAAUCCACAAGUAGCUGCCACCUGGAAUGAAGUAAAUAGUAAUACCAAUGCACAGUGUGUUUCUAAUAGAGAUGGGAGGUCAGUUAAUUCUAAUUGUGAAAUUAACAACAGAUCUGCUGCCAACAUAAGGGCUCUAAACAUGCCUUCCCUAGAUUGUCGAUUUAAUAGAGAAGGAGAACAGAGGGUUCAUGUUGCACAAAGUGAAGAUGACGAAGAGGAGGAAGAAACAGAAGAGGAAGGAGUUAGUGGUGCUUCAUUAUCUAGUCAUACGAGUAGUCUGGUUGAUGAGGCUCCAGAAGACACUGAAUUUGAACAGAAGAUCAAUAGACUUAUGGUGGCAAAACAGAAACUUAGACAGUUACAAGAUCUUGUUGCUAUGGUACAGGAUGAUGAUGCAGAUCAAGGGGUUAUCUCUGCCAGUACUUCAAACUUGGAUGAUUUCUACCCAGCAGAAGACACCAAACAAAAUCCAAAUAACACUAGAGGAAAUGCCAAUAAAACACAGAAAGAUGCUGGAGUAAAUGAAAAGGCAAGAGAGAAAUUUUAUGAGGCUAAACUGCAGCAGCAACAGAGAGAGCUCAAACUAUUGCAGGAAGAAAGAAAGAAACUAAUUGAGAUUCAAGAGAAAAUUCAAGCACUGCAAAAGGCGUGUCCUGACCUACAGCUAUCAACCACUAGUGUGGCUAAUUGUCCCACCAAAAAAUGUGUGCCAGCUAUUACUUCAACCCCAACUGUUAAUGAAAAUGAAGCCAGUGCAAGCAAAUCUGUGUUUGAGCCUGAAGAUUCUUCAGUAGUGGAUAAUGAGCUAUGGUCAGAAAUGCGAAGACAUGAAAUGUUAAGGGAAGAGCUGCGACAAAGAAGAAAGCAGCUUGAAGCUCUGAUGGCUGAACAUCAGAGAAGGCAAGGCCUGGUGGAAGCUACAUCUCCAGUUGCUGUUUCAGUCAGAAGUGAUGGAUCUGAGAACCUGUGUACUCCUCAACAAAGUAGAACAGAAAAAACAAUGGCAACUUGGGGUGGUUCUACCCAAUGUGCACUAGAUGAAGGAGAUGAAGAUGGUUACCUUUCUGAAGGAAUUGUUCGGACAGAUGAAGAGGAGGAAGAAGAAGAGCAAGAUGCCAGUUCUAAUGACAACUUUUCUGUGUAUCCGCCUAAUAGUGUGAAUCAUAAUUCCUAUAAUAUAAAGGAAACUAAAAAUAGAUGGAAGAACAAUCGCCCCUUUUCAGCAGAUGGAAAUUACCGUCCUUUAGCCAAGACAAGGCAACAGAAUAUCAGCAUGCAACGUCAAGAAAACCUUCGCUGGGUAUCGGAACUCUCUUAUGUAGAAGAGAAGGAACAAUGGCAAGAGCAAAUCAAUCAGCUAAAGAAACAACUUGAUUUCAGUGUCAGUAUUUGUCAGACAUUGAUGCAAGACCAGCAGACUCUCUCUUGUCUACUGCAAACUCUUCUCACGGGUCCUUACAGUGUCAUGCCCAGCAAUGUUGCAUCUCCUCAAGUACACCUUAUAAUGCACCAGUUGAACCAGUGCUAUACGCAGCUAACAUGGCAGCAGAAUAAUGUUCAAAGAUUAAAACAAAUGUUAAAUGAACUUAUGCGCCAACAAAAUCAGCAUCCAGAAAAACCUGGAAGCAAGGAAAGAGGCAGCAGUGCAUCACACUCUCCUUCUCCCAGUUUAUUUUGUCCUUUCAGCUUUCCAACACAGCCUGUAAAUCUGUUUAACUUACCUGGAUUUACUAAUUUUUCAUCAUUUGCACCAAGUAUGAAUUUCAACCCUUUAUUUCCUUCUAAUUUUGGAGAUUGUUCUCAGAAUAUCUCUACACCCACUGAACAGCAACAGCCAUUAGCCCAGAAUCCUUCUGGGAAAACAGAAUAUAUGGCUUUUCCAAAGCCUUUUGAAAGCAGUUCCUCCAUUGGAGCAGAGAAACAAAGGAAUCAAAAACAGCCUGAAGAGGAGGUGGAAAACAGUAGGUCACCAUGGUUAUAUGACCAGGAAGGUGAAGUAGAAAAACCAUUUAUCAAGACUGGAUUUGCAGUGCCUAUAGAGAAAACUACAAAUAGUAAUCGCAAAAAUCAAUUAGAUACCAGCAGGAGAAGACGCCAGUUUGAUGAAGAAUCAUUAGAAAGUUUUAGCAGUAUGCCUGAUCCGGUAGAUCCAACAACAGUAACUAAAACAUUCAAGACAAGGAAAGCAUCUGCCCAGGCCAGCCUGGCAUCUAAAGAUAAAACUCCCAAAUCAAAGAGUAAGAAAAGGAAUUCUACUCAGCUGAAAAGCAGAGUUAAAAAUAUUGAGGCUCGUGAGACGCAUAGCUGUGCCCCUGCUGAUACCCGGUAUCCUAACUGCCCGAGGAUCUUCACUCAUGGGUAUGAAAGUGCCAGUAUGUCUAGCACAUGUGAACCUUGCAAAAAUAGGAACAGACAUUCAGCCCAGACUGAAGAGCCUGUUCAAGCAAAAGUAUUCAGCAGAAAGAAUCAUGAGCAGCUGGAAAAAAUAAUAAAAUGUAGUAGGUCUACAGAAAUAUCUUCAGAACAUGCUAGGAGAAUACUACAGCAGUCUAACAGAAAUGCAUGCAAUGAAGCGCCAGAAACUGGGAGUGAUUUUUCCAUGUUUGAAGCUUUGCGGGAUACUAUUUAUUCUGAAGUAGCAACUUUAAUUUCUCAAAAUGAAUCCCGUCCACAUUUUCUUAUUGAACUCUUCCAUGAGCUUCAGCUGCUUAACACAGACUACUUGAGACAGAGGGCUUUGUAUGCCUUGCAGGACAUAGUUUCCAGACAUAUUUCUGAGAGCCAUGAAAAAGAAGAGAAAAAUGUGAAGUCAGUGAAUUCUGGUACUUGGAUAGCAUCAAACUCUGAACUUACUCCCAGUGAAAGCCUUGCUACUACUGAUGAUGAAACUUUUGAGAAGAACUUUGAGAGAGAAACACAUAAAAUAAGUGAGCAAAAUGAUGCUGAUAAUGCCAGUGUCAUGUCUGUAUCUUCAAAUUUUGAGCCUUUUGCAACAGAUGAUCUAGGGAACACUGUGAUUCACUUAGAUCAAGCAUUAGCCAGAAUGAGGGAGUAUGAGCGUAUGAAGACCGAAGGUGAAAGUAACCCAAAUAUAAGAUGCACCUGCAGGAUUGUUGAGGAUGAAGAUGGUGCUGUUGCCACUACUGCGGUUAAUAAUUUAGAAGAAACUCCUGUUAUUGAAAAUCAUAGUUCACAACAAUCUAUAAGUGAAGGUUCUACUAUCCCUUGUCCUAGAAUUGAUACUCAGCAACUGGACCGGCAAAUUAAAGCAAUUAUGAAAGAAGUCAUUCCUUUUCUGAAGGAACACAUGGAUGAAGUAUGCUCUUCUCAACUUUUAACUUCGGUAAGACGCAUGGUUUUGACCCUUACCCAGCAAAAUGAUGAGAGCAAAGAGUUUGUAAAAUUCUUCCAUAAACAACUUGGAAGUAUAUUGCAGGAUUCACUGGCAAAAUUUGCUGGCAGAAAACUGAAGGAUUGUGGUGAGGAUCUUCUUGUUGAAAUAUCUGAAGUGUUGUUUAAUGAAUUGGCUUUCUUUAAGCUCAUGCAAGAUUUGGAUAAUAAUAGUGUAACUGUUAAACAGAGAUGCAAAAGGAAAAUAGAAGCAGCUGGAGUGAUACAGUCUUACGCAAAAGAGGCCAAAAGGAUUCUUGAAGGAGACCCUGGCUCACCUUCUGGAGAGAUCGAUGAUGAAGACAAAGACAAGGAUGAGACGGAAACAGUUAAGCAGACUCAAGUAUCUGAGGUGUGUGAUGGUGAAGGUCCCAAAAAUGUGAGAUCUGAUAUUUCUGAUCAAGAGGAAGAUGAAGAAAGUGAAGGAUGUCCCAUGUCUAUUAACUUGUCUAAAGCUGAAACUCAGGCUUUGACUAAUUAUGGAAGUGGAGAAGAUGAGAAUGAGGAUGAAGAAAUAGAAGAAUUUGAAGAGGGACCUGUAGAUGUCCAGACUUCGCUUCAGGCUAACACUGAAACUACAGAAGAAAAUGAACAUGAUCAGGUUCUACAGCAUGACUUUGAGAAAACAGCAGAGAGCAAAAAUGACUUAUCAGAAGAAGAAUCCACUACUAAUAAAGAUGACCAAGACAGCUUACCUGUGAAACCCUGUUACCUAAAUAUCUUGGAAAAUGAAGAACCUUUAAAUAGUGCUGCCCAUAAGGACUCACUUACUACCAUUGAUUCAUCUGAACAGCCUAACCCUUUGCCGUUACCUUUAACUGAAAUUGAGUCCUUAGUGCCUCGAGUCAAAGAAGUUAAAUCUGCUCAGGAAACUCCUGAAAGCUCCCUGGCUGGAAGUCCUGAUACUGAAUCACCUGUGUUAGUGAAUGCCUAUGAAGCAGAAUCUGGUAACAUAAGUCAAAAAUCUGAUGAAGAAGACUUUGUGAAAGUUGAAGAUUUACCACUUAAACUGACAAUAUACUCAGAGGCAGACCUAAGGAAGAAAAUGGUAGAGGAAGAACAGAAUAAUCAUUUAUGUGGUGAAAUGUUAUGUGAAAUGAGACAGAAUGAAGAAUUAGCUGGGAAUUCUCAGACACUCAAAGAACCUGAAACAGUGGGAGCCCAAAGUAUAUGACACGUCUUCAGAAGUUCAUCUAACUCUUCACAUUGCAUAUGUGAAAAUGACACUAAAUAAACAUCUGUUUUGAUCUAUAUAAAAAUGUAAAUUAGUUUGACACUGCAUUUUUGAUAGGUGUGCUAAUUUCUGCCCAUGGCAGUUUAAAACAUCAGAAACUGAAUUCUGUACAGAUUCAAGCCUUGAUACACAGUGUUGUGGGUUUUUUUUUUCCUUCUUUUUUAUUCUUUUUUCACCCAUUGUGAUGUUUGGUAACAUUAAAUUUAAAAUAUAGUUUUAAAUAAAUUUUGGACUUGUCUGUAAAAUAUCUUUUUUGGAAAUUAUGUUGAAUUCUAUACAGCAAGUCACUGUUCUAUGUAAUUAGGCUGUUCAGAAAAGAGUAAUGGUUAAGAGUUAGAGAAAUCUGCUAUUUAUUAUAAAGCCCAGCCACUGAUCUUUUUCAUUAGGCCAGGCUUUCAAAUAAUGCCAUUGUUGCUGCUAUUGGGUCUAAUAUUCUUUUAGAUACCUGCAUGUCCUAUUCCUGUACAAGAAUACGGCAGGCUAAAAAGGUAUCCAAUAGGUAUUUGUGAACUUAUUGUAGAAUAUAUAUUAAUAUUCCAUUCUAAUUGGGUAAUGAGUUUAGAACAUAUCCUUAGUACCUAGAUCUUAUAUAAUUAUCUAUUAGGUAAGUCUUUUCCCGAAUUUCAAUUCCUAUUUAUGUUGCCUUGGUUUUAAGUGGAAAAAAAACAAAACAAAAACACAACACUCAAUAUAAUUAGUAAGUGUUUAUGCACAGACAAAUAACAUUGUGAUUAAUUUUAAAUGAACAAACUCUUUCAAGUAGCUAUUAAUAGAACUAAAUAUACAUACCAGAACAGUAAGGUUCUUAUGCCUUCAGACAAACUUGCCUUUUGAGAUGAUAGUUUAAUACCAAAACAUCGCAGUUGCUUGGUAUGUAGUGAGAGCUACAUUUGCAGAUGAAAUAUUGAGUAAAGAAAAUCUAUGUAACAGCUUCAUCACUGAGUAAAUCAGCUUUUAAAAGAUGAUUUACCUUCACACCCAAACUUAGCAUAUACCCAGUAAGACUCCAUAGAUCCCUUUAACAAUAAAUAAACCUUAUAGGAUCUUCCUUGAAUACAAUGUGAAGAAUUAGUUCCAAGUAGUCUUGUAAAUUUUGUUAACAAUUGACUGAAAUAUACCCCAUGGGGAAAGGACUUGGUUAGCAUUCCUUUAAAACUCUUGCUCGAUAACCUCAGUGUAAAACUAGAAUGUCCAAUCGGGAAAUAAUUAAACAAGGAUUUUCCUAUGAGGACAUUUUUGUAUUACUCAUUAAUUUAAAUUAUGUAAGCUUUAACACUAACUUUAAUAAAACCUGUUCUUCAGAAGACUACCAUUCCAGAAUCAGGAAUUCUCAUCCAAUUGGCCUUACUUCAGGGAAAUUGGAAACAAUACAUUAUAUAUAUACUCACAUUCUGUAUUUGUUUUCUAGACUAAACAGGAAGGGGAAAACUGGCUUUUGAUACUCAAGCGAAACAUUACACAUUGCAAUAUUACAUAUUGCGGCUGUCUCUCUGCAUGCAUGUUAAGGGUGGACACAGUGGAAGACUUGUGCUUAUUCUUAGUUUUUACUGUAGAACAUAAGAACCUUAUCAAACUUGCUUAUUUGAAUUGAGUUAUAGCUGCUUUUAUCUAGUCUGUUGUUUUCCUGUUUUAGUUGAUAAAAAUUUUAAAAUACCUACAGCUUGAAAGCAAAUAACUUAUAAACAUGUUUUCCAUAACCAUUGCUUGAAGUGUUAGGUAUUAAAUAUUCAUUUGUUUGUCUUAAUUUUUUAAGUUGAAAAUUUGGUUAGAGGUAGAGGGAGAAAAGGUCAAAAUGAGUGAGAGAGAACUCUGUGCAGGCUGAGAUAAUGCCUAAAAUAAUGAGCUGGCCAGACUGUGUAGGUACUCUUUGUAUUUUGUAACAUUCACCUUGAAUAAACUGCUUUUUCACUGUUAAUAAAUGUAUAUCCUACAUACCAA
Messenger RNA from Choloepus didactylus (southern two-toed sloth), 8826 nucleotides. RefSeq names its product pericentriolar material 1 (gene PCM1). The record is from RefSeq and is a predicted model, not a curated record. The coding region runs from base 484 to 6828 and encodes 2114 amino acids. Gene Ontology annotation, biological process: microtubule anchoring at centrosome; centrosome cycle; intraciliary transport involved in cilium assembly. Lineage: Eukaryota; Metazoa; Chordata; Mammalia; Pilosa; Megalonychidae. Gene Ontology annotation, cellular component: centriole; centrosome; centriolar satellite. The transcript is spliced from 42 exons.